Molecule: messenger RNA, 1915 nt
Organism: Aedes albopictus (Asian tiger mosquito)
Lineage: Eukaryota; Metazoa; Arthropoda; Insecta; Diptera; Culicidae
Exons: 4
Coding region: 103-1587 (494 amino acids)
Molecular function (GO): protein binding
Source: RefSeq, a predicted model, not a curated record
AUUCAAAACAAAUACCUGUGCAUCUACCCUACAUGUCAAACAAAAAACGCACAACAAAUUAUCGCCCAAAAAAGUCAAAACAAUAACAUUCUAUCCGUGUAAAUGGUCAAAAUAAGAGAUCUCCCUGAAGAAGUACUAGUACUCAUCUUCAGCUACCUGAAGCUCCGGGAACGCAAAACAGCGGCCCGCGUUUCGCGCCAAUGGCACCGGCUGGCAUUCACCGAUCGACCCAUGAGGACCAUCGUGCUUCAUGUGGUCGACUACCUAAACCAAAAGGAGCGGAAGAUCCUGCUGAAGAGCAACCGCUGUUACCGGAACCUCACGCUUGAGUGGACCGAAGCCUCCAGUGUUCCCUUCCUGCUGGAGGUGCUGGAUAAAUUUGGCACCGAGCUUCAUUCGCUGAAGCUGGCCACCUACGUCGUCACGCCACCGAUUCUAGUAAGAUUCCUGCUGAAGGCACCUAGCUUGAGGCAGCUGAUGGUGGAGGGAAGUGUGUGCAACGAGGAUUGCGAUAUGGUGCUGCCUGUGUUCAAGGGGAUCAGGGCGCUGGAAAUGACGCAGCGCGGGUUCGAGAGCGAGCUGUGCGAUGUGAUUCCCGCGUUGUUUCCAAAUUUGGUUUCACUCGAUUUGGUGGGCGCUGAGGAUGCGGCCAUCGAUUUGAUUGGUUUCUAUGGGAAGCAGUUGAAAUUUUUGCACGUCCUGUUGGAGUUCUCGCAGUUCCAGCGGUUUUCCAAUUUGAAUUGUUUGACUGGGUUGGAGAGGAUGCAUGUGUUUUGGCCACAGCCAAGCGAUUUCAGGCAGGUUUUCAGUGUGUUCGAGCAGAUGGAUGCGAUUCAGAGUGCAUCCCUUACCGGUCCGGUAAAUGAAGCUACGUUCGAUCUCAUCUGUAGGCGGUGGAAAAAUAUUACUAGUCUGUGUGUUAAUGUCCAAUCGCUCAAGGCUGCCAGUUUCAGGAAUAUUGCUGCAUUUAAGAAAUUGAAAGUUCUGAAGCUUCAAGGAUCCAUUAGAGAUAGUAACUUUCUCAAAGAUGUCCAACUGCCAACGGUAACUCACUUGGUUCUGGACGGAAUCUCAACAAAUUGUGGAUUCUACAAUCAUAUGUCGACAUUCGUUCCCAACGUGUGGAUGCUGAAAAUCUACGAUCAUACAUUUGAAAACGCUCAACUACGUUUAAUUACCAAAACAAUGACUUCUUUGCGGGUGCUUUCGCUGGAUUAUUGCUACCAAAUCAAAGACGAGGGAUUCCAACUCCUGAACAACCUGACGAACCUGCUGGAGCUUCGCUGCUGGUCCAUAUCGAUAUCGGAGAACGCAUUCAUCCGCUUUCCCAAGUGCCCCAAUCUGCGCACGUUCAGCGUUGGUGGUAGUGGCUGGGUACCAUAUAUAACCAACAAAACUGUGUUGGAUAUUCCCAAGGCAUUUCCGCAUCUGAGAGAACUGCACGUGGUGGACUGCUUCAAGGUGGACGAGGACACUAUCUACACGCUGCAGGAAAGUAUGCGGAAGUGUGCCGUCGUGCGACUGGAGAAGCCGGAGCUGGACCGGGAGGUGGAAGCUGUGUGGGGCUGGAACCAUUGUGAUAAGUGACAGUGUUACGUUGCAAAACCAUAUCAUUGAUGUAUGUAUUUCUCAUUUAACUGACGGAAGCCAGGCAAUUUUCUACUUACUUUACGAAAAUAUUUGGAGGAUAUUCUUGUGUUCUAUAUAGCAAUUAUGAUAUAUAUAUAAAAUAGCCAGUUUGUAUUUUUUUACCUUGAACAAUAUAGUAAUUUCAUUGCUCAUAUAAGACUUUUAUUUCCUAGAUAGUUUAUCUUCUUCUUUAUUAGACGCAUUAGCCUAUAUGUACUGUCCAGCUUAUUCCAGUUGUAGCUGUCGGUCGGUACUGUAGAAGGAAUUACUGAAGGGCGCUGACGCC